Messenger RNA from Varroa destructor (honeybee mite), 1726 nucleotides. RefSeq lists its product as uncharacterized. The record is from RefSeq and is a predicted model, not a curated record. Lineage: Eukaryota; Metazoa; Arthropoda; Arachnida; Mesostigmata; Varroidae.
UUGAAGACUUCCGAAAAUGAAAUGCUCUCUUCACUGUCCUAUGUCGUUUUCUAACGUUCUUCCAGUUGGUCAGUGAGUCCUCAAGAUGGCUCCCUGCACGUCAUAUCAUCGGCGCUUUCUGUCGCUGUCGUUUUGCGACGCCCUAAGGGCCGCUUUCGCCCUGUCCGUGUUAACUGCCACACUACAUUCUAGUGGCGGACAACAAUGUCAAGAUUAUGCAGCGGCUACCAUAGAUUGUGAAUACCUAGGUUUUCCUGGUUCGUAUCUGAAUAAAUGCGGGUACUGCGUCCGGGGCUCGACCGGGCUGGACGAAGAUUUCGGCAAAGAUUGUAAAGGUUUAUGUGGAGGUCAAGCAACACGCGACUGUAUGGGAGUUUGCGGCGGAUCUGCUUACCUCGAUCCGUGUUCCUCAGAAUGCAUUGUUGAGGAUGCGGAACCGCGCACAGUCGACACUCAGUCCGCGUUUCGAGAUUGCAUGGGUCGCUGCAUCGACACGGGGCCUAAGGCCGCACCGUCACCUUACGUCAAUGACUCAUGCGGGAUUUGCCUUCGGGGUGGCAACGCAAAGGACUCUAUCUACAAAGAUUGCACUGGGACGUGUUAUCUACCUUCUGAACAAGAUAAAAUGGCGAAACAAAAAUGCGGUCAAUGUAUUGGUGGUACAUCUUCUAAUAAAAAAGCAGAUUUUCUUGACGGUUGCGGGAAUUGCAGGACGGCCAAGGCACCGUGUGAAUGCGACAACGGUCAAACGAAGGAUAUCUGUGGCGUCUGCGGGGGCAAAGCCGGCUCGUGUUUGAAGCUUACUGAAAUUAAACCGACUUGCGCACCGGCUAACAAAAGUUUCGAGAUGACGCUUUACGGCGCGUUCAGUGGUGAGGCCCCGUCUGAGAUCGUGUGCGUAUUCCGGAACGCAACCGAUCCCGAAGCCCAAAUUGUGGGUCCGCCAUCCCCUGGAAUUGGAAAUGGAUUCCUGACACCCUCAAACGGAAAAGUCUCGUUUGUGUGCCGUGUGCCAAAAGGUCUUCCCGAAGGGAACUACUUCGUUAAUCCACGGCUUUCGCGCCUUGGCAAGGAGGAACGUCGAAAUCUCACGCUGCACGUCUUCGACGCCAGCAUUGGUUACGCCAAGAUGGAACCGAGCCGCGCACCCUAUCGCAGCGUCGAAAAUAAGAAUGCAACAACGAUUCGUAUAAAAUUUUCGGGUGGAAAUGUUCCGAAGUUCCCGCUAUACUGCCGCGUCAUGAGCAUCGAUACGCCGAAGCAGAAAAUUUUACCUGUUUACCCUUCAGGCAUCGCCACUCUUCAAAACGAAUGCGAGAUUCCGCUUCCUGCACAAAGCCAAGAGUAUAUUAUCUUUCCUACUCUAGAUGGACUUAAUCCCACAAGUGUGAACUUCAGCUUUUUAUUUUAUGCGACGAGACCCCAAAUUAAGGAAUCCUAUAUACAUUCAGACGGAGGCGCUGUAAUUAUCGUCUUUGAUCGAGAUGUCAAUAUCUCUUCGUUGCAAACGUGCGAAGACAUGCUAACGGACGACACAGUCAUGGCUCUCGGUGGCGCUGACUAUCUUCUAUGCCGCUGGGCGACGAAACAUCAGCUUAUCGUAUUCCUACCAAAACGGGAGAAAAGCAAAUAUACUGAUUUUUCUAUACAUCCAAAAAAAUUCAUAUAUCUAUAUAUACUUACUUUCCAUCAUUGCACAUCUAGCUCUGUAGUUUAAGUGUUGUCG